Messenger RNA from Colletotrichum chrysophilum, 3495 nucleotides. RefSeq lists its product as uncharacterized. NCBI's taxonomy places the organism in Eukaryota, Fungi, Ascomycota, Sordariomycetes, Glomerellales, Glomerellaceae. The coding region runs from base 1 to 3495 and encodes 1164 amino acids. Gene Ontology annotation, cellular component: cytoplasm. The transcript is spliced from 4 exons. The record is from RefSeq and is a predicted model, not a curated record. Gene Ontology annotation, molecular function: metal ion binding; ATP-dependent chromatin remodeler activity; ATP binding.
AUGGCUGACGGCCCCGUCGCUGCCACCGACGAGGCUCUUCGCGCUGCUGCCGAAGAGCUUCUCGAAGCCCAAGACGAACACGACUUUGAACUCGCCAUCGCCCACUCCCUCGAAGACGGUCCCGACGACGCCCACACGAGCCCCGCAGAGAAGCAGGAAGCUUGGAAGAAGGUCGAAGCUUCGCAGAAAAAGGUCGAGGAUAAGAAGCGACAGAAGCAAAGCUUGGAGAAGUCUUUACAGGCGGCCAAGAAAGCGGCCGAGAACGCACGCAACCCUUCGAGCAAGAAGAACGGCAAGAUGGAUACGUUUCCGAUCGAUAUCAACGGCUGGGGAGCCACAUAUCCGUAUAGGCCGCCGAAUGCCGCCAGCUCCUCAACGGUUCAAAGCAUUCCGAGGACCCCUUGGGACAUGGGCAGCUCAGGUUAUGCACAGCCUUCCCCUGCUGGCAGCUCCUUCACCCCGCAGUUUUUCGGCAACGAUGGUGGUCGAUCUACGCCCUCCAACAACAAGAGAUCGCACGGAUCUACCUCUUUCGACUAUUCUAGUCAGGGUCGCAACAAGGCUCCGCGCACUAACGAUGCGUCGGCGGACGUCAUCGACCUUACGGGGGACGAUGACUCGAUCAACGCAUCCGUCUCGCGCUCGAGACAGCAAUACCACCAGCAAAGACACCAACGGCCCUCAGCGGCGAGCAGCUGGCAGAGUGGCCCAGCAGAUAUGUUGUCUGGUGGCUCGGCGUUCGGAUCAAGCCCCAUCCCUCCCGAGUUGGACUUCCAGUCCGGCUUUGACCAGUUUACGAGCCAGUACUUGAACGGCUUUCCUGACGCGGGCCCAGCCUACAAUCAGAUGAAAAACUUUGCAGGGUCUUCAUCUCGAGCAAGCGCUACAACCAACCCCGGCUUCGAUUCCAUGCCCUCCAUGCCCGGAGCCUUCAUCUCAGACGAGGAGGAGGAUUAUGAAAGUCCCUUCGUUUCUGCCAGCCAGUACCUCCGCGGACAAAGCCACCCUUACCAGCCCGCUCUCAGCACCGCUGAAGUCAUCAGUAGAACUAGGAAUUUCAACUUCAUGGAUCUGACUGACGGGUCGGGAAAUCCCCUGGAUGCUCGUGUUGCGUCAAUCAUGCAGGAUAUCCACGACGACCCUCGUAGAUCCCGAGAAGAAGUCGAGGCGCUCUUGAAAAACGUGCACGCAGGCAUGGACAUCCCCGAGGAGGAUCGCGAGGGAACACCGGAUGCCAUGAGAUAUCCUCUCUACGCUCACCAGAGAGUUGCUCUCACUUGGAUGAAGCGUCAGGAGAACGGAACCAAUAAGGGAGGCAUUCUUGCCGACGACAUGGGCCUGGGAAAAACGAUCUCUGUCCUGUCCUUGCUGGUAUCUCAUAAGGCAGAGUCCGGCCCCAAAACGACCCUCAUCGUGGCCCCACUCUCUCUCAUUCGGCAGUGGGAAGAGGAGAUCAAAAAGAAGAUCAAGUCGGACGAUGCCCUUUCGGUUUUUGUGUUCCACAACCAGCAAAGGAUGAAGGCAACGGAGCUCAUGAAGUACGAUGUCGUCUUGACUACUUACGGAACUUUGGUGUCCGACAAGAAGAAGCUGGCAAACUGGUGGAAGGAUCUGAACGGGCGCCAAGCCAACACAAAGACGGAUCCUAGUCUCGCCAGCGCAGUCUCCUUCUUCCACCCCAAUCAUUCGAUGUUCUACCGUGUGGUUCUGGAUGAGAGUCAGAUGAUCAAGAACCACAAAGCGCAGUCAUCCAACGCGGCUGCUGCGCUGCAAAGCAAGUACCGCUGGUGCCUGUCAGGAACUCCGAUGAUGAAUGGCGUCGACGAACUCUACUCACUGUACAAUUUCCUCAAGAUCAAGCCGUACUGCGAGUGGACGGCGUUCCGCAGGGCUUUUGGAGUACUCUUUGGCAAGAAAGGCGACCCCAAGGCCCAGGCGAUGCGCAACCUCCAAGUUCUCCUGAAGGCAACACUCUUGCGACGCACAAAGACCUCCGAGAUUGACGGAAAGCCCAUCUUGCAGCUGCCUGAGAAGAAAGAGGAGAUUGUGUACGCCGAGUUGGACGAAGACGAGCGUCAGUACUACACGGAUCUGGAGACCAAGUCCCAAGUGCAGAUCAACAAAUACCUUCGCAAGGGUACUCUUGGCAAGCACUACUCACACGUUCUUGUGCUACUGCUUCGUCUGCGCCAGACUUGCUGCCACCCUCACCUUCUUCUUGACUCGGACGAGGCGGUUCCUGACGUAGAUGAUGGGAUGCUGGAGCGCGUGAAGCAACUUUCUCAUGCAGUCGUUCUUCGACUCACUGAGAAGUCUCGCGCUCUCGAUAACGCCAACGCCGACGCUAUUGACGAAGGCUUUGAGUGCCCCAUCUGCUACGACAUAAUGCCGGAUCCUACCAUUCCCCUUCCGUGUGGUCAUGAGCUUUGCGCUGGCUGCCUGAAGCAGCACGUUGACAACGCCAGACGCGACAACAUUCGGAACGGUGAGGAAAACGGGCACGUUAAGUGCGCUGUCUGCAGAGGCCCGCUCGAUCCGCAAAACAUCAUCACCUUCUCGGCGUUCAAGAAGGUUCACAUGCCUGACGAGAAUAGCGGAAGUUCAGAAGAGGGUGAAGAGUCUGACGGCUCUGUUUGGAGCGACGAUGAGGAAGACGAAGACGACGAGGACGCCGAGGACGCUGACAAGAACGGCGACCUCAAAGACUUUGUCGUCGGCGACGACAUCUACGAUAAGAUUAGUGAUGAUGAUGACGAUAGCUCGUCCGCCGGCCCACAUGCCACUCCGGAGCCGAAGCGAAAGGCGUCUGAGAAGAAGGGCAAGAAGAAGAUUACAUCUCCUAGUAAGGAGGACAAGAAGAGACUGAAGAAGAUCAAGGGUACCAUGUUGCACUCUCUCCGCAAAGACGCCAAGAAGAACGCUACUGCCUGGCGAGAUUACACCAAGUACCUCAGCCACCACUGGCUCAGCUCGGCCAAGGCAAGGGCUUGCAUGGAUCUUCUGCGCCGGAUCCAGGAGACUGGCGAGAAGACCAUUGUGUUCUCUCAAUGGACCAUGUUGCUGGAUCUUCUCGAGGUGGCCAUGAAGAAGGACGGCCUCAACAUUAAGCAUUGCCGCUACACGGGCGAGAUGACCAUGGCCCAGCGCGACAACGCCGCUUUCGAUUUCACGACCGACCCUAGAAUCAAAGUCAUGCUGGUCUCUCUGCGAGCUGGAAAUGCUGGUCUCAACCUCGUUGCCGCUUCCAACGUCGUGAUCAUGGAUCCAUUCUGGAACCCCUACAUUGAGAUGCAGGCUAUUGACCGAGCACAUCGUAUUGGUCAACAGAAGCCAGUCAAGGUCUACCGCAUCCUGACCCAGCAGACGGUCGAGGACCGUAUUGUGCAGCUUCAAGAGAAGAAGCGCGAGACCGUUGAUGCUGCUUUAGAUGAGCGCGAGGGUGCCAAGUUGGCCGGCCUGAGCUUGACGGAACUGCGUUUCCUGUUCAACCUCUAA